Molecule: messenger RNA, 1621 nt
Organism: Canis lupus familiaris (dog)
Lineage: Eukaryota; Metazoa; Chordata; Mammalia; Carnivora; Canidae
Gene: BIN3
Product: bridging integrator 3
Exons: 9
Coding region: 102-863 (253 amino acids)
Biological process (GO): plasma membrane tubulation; actin cortical patch localization; endocytosis
Cellular component (GO): actin cortical patch; cytoplasm
Molecular function (GO): protein binding; lipid binding
Source: RefSeq, a predicted model, not a curated record
GCGUGGUCGCGUCACUUCCUGGAGACUGGCUGAAUCCGGAAGUGAUCCCUGAGGACCCAGUCGCGGCCGAGGACCCCGGCGGCAGGGCCGAGUUCGGGACCAUGAGCUGGAUUCCUUUCAAGAUUGGGCAGCCCAAGAAACAGAUUGUCCCCAAAACAGUGGAGAGAGAUUUUGAAAGAGAGUAUGGAAAACUCCAGCAGCUGGAGGAGCAGACCAGGAGGCUGCAGAAGGACAUGAAGAAGAGCACCGAUGCUGACCUGGCCAUGUCCAAAUCUGCUGUGAAGAUAUCCUUGGACUUGCUCUCCAAUCCCCUCUGCGAGCAAGACCAGGACUUCUUGAACAUGGUGACAGCCCUAGACACGGCCAUGAAGCGGAUGGAUGCCUUCAACCAGGAAAAGGUGAACCAGAUUCAAAAGACCGUGAUUGAACCUUUAAAAAAGUUUGGCAGCGUCUUCCCGAGCCUCAACAUGGCAGUGAAGCGGCGGGAGCAGGCCUUGCAGGACUACAGGAGGUUGCAGGCCAAGGUGGAGAAGUACGAGGAGAAGGAGAAGACCGGACCAGUGCUGGCCAAACUGCACCAGGCCCGAGAAGAGCUUCGGCCUGUGCGGGAAGACUUUGAGGCCAAGAACAAGCAGCUCCUGGAUGAGAUGCCGCGCUUCUACAACAGCCGGCUCGACUACUUCCAGCCCAGCUUCGAGUCCCUGAUCCGAGCGCAGGUUGGGUACUACUCAGAAAUGCAGAAGAUCUUUGGAGACCUGACCCAGCAGCUUGACCAGCCUGGCCACCCUGACGAGCUGCGGGAGAGGGAGAAUGAGGCCAGGCUGAGUGAGCUCAGAGCCCUCUCUAUUGUGGCAGAUGACUGAGUCCUCGCUGCCCUUUGGAGACUCCGGGGACACAAGUCCGCCUCUCCGGUCUCUGGCCUUGUCAAGCUUAGGCUCAGGUAUGAGCCAGCAAAAGGCCCUCCCCUGAGAGAAGCACAGGGACAGCAGAGCCCCUGCUCUACCUCACCAGCCCUCUGAAGUGACCUGGCACCAGGAGCCCCACACAGGCUGCUAUCUCCCCACCCAUAGCAAGAGCCCAGACAGGUAAGCAGAGCAGAAAAACUCCAGGGGCCUUCUCCCCUCUAAGAGAACCGUCCAGAGGGCAUCCUGGCCCGGGGCCUGCGCGAGCUUCCAGCCUUCAAAAGCACCGGCUUUGCUCACCUGGCAUCAGCCUUGCUUGCAAGGUCGCGAUCACAUCUACCUCCAAAGACCCCUGGGGAGUCCACCUGCCCUCGUUGCCUUUCCGCUCCAGACUCCUCUAUUCUGAAGAGGCCUGAGACUGCCAUGGGGAACAGAAGAGCUGUGCUCCCCCAACCCAUAGACCCCCUCACUCCAGCCUCCCAGCACGACAAAAACUGGCUUAGCCCACUUCUGUCCCUUAGGUCAGGUGCACAGAAGAGUCCCAAGCCUCGUAGGUUCCCUAGGAAACCAGACUCAGCUCGUGUAAAUAGGCUACCAACCACACAAAAUGUCACAGCCUGAUUCACAGGCCUCAGAGCAACAACAGUGGGUUUGUCUCACCGGAAUACUUGGAAUUUUAUUUUUUCAAGUAAAGUUUUCAAUAAACUUGCCAGCUGUUA